Solea solea (common sole) is the source of this 4267-nucleotide messenger RNA. RefSeq names its product homeobox B4a (gene hoxb4a). Gene Ontology annotation, molecular function: DNA-binding transcription factor activity, RNA polymerase II-specific; RNA polymerase II cis-regulatory region sequence-specific DNA binding. Gene Ontology annotation, biological process: regulation of transcription by RNA polymerase II; embryonic skeletal system morphogenesis; anterior/posterior pattern specification. The record is from RefSeq and is a predicted model, not a curated record. NCBI's taxonomy places the organism in Eukaryota, Metazoa, Chordata, Actinopteri, Pleuronectiformes, Soleidae. Bases 1641 to 2453 code for a protein of 270 amino acids. The transcript has 2 exons. Gene Ontology annotation, cellular component: nucleus.
GGCUGCUGGUGGUGGGGGGGUCGAUUUAGGAGACGGUCAAUUUUCUCGAAACAAAGGAUUGGAUAUCUCCAUCAUCUUGCCUGCAGUGUGUGUCUGUACCUAUACAGUGAUAAGACUGGGGAGAAUGAGCAGCAGCAGCACUUGCAGCUUUUUGAUUAAAAAAAAAUCACUUGUGUACUCUCCUGUUCACCUCAAUCCUGUCUGUUUGCAGUGUAUAUUUACAUUUAUAUACAUAUAUAUAUACAUAUCUGGGUGCCUUGUCCUAAUGUUUGACAGACAAAGACAGAUUAUCGUGGCAUAAAAUUGAGGAUUACUGCAAGAAAUGUGAGUAUGGAUAACACGAGUGGGCUCCAGGUUUAUAAUGGACAGAGAGUGACACGCAGGGUGUGUGUGUGUCUGUGUCUGUGUCUGUGUCUGUGACAAUGUGUUAGUACUUGAAAUGUUGCUGUCGCGGUUGGGGGGUGAAUUCACUGCAGGAGGACAAAAACAAAGAGGUUCUGUGGCUCAAGGGCAACACAACAAAAAAGCAGGCGCGUGGACUUGUUAUGCUGCAGUUGUUAAUAUCACUGAGUGUGUGUGUGUGUGUGUGUGUAUUCAUUCAUUAAUUCGUGCAAGGCAAAAAACAAUAACACAUAAAGGCUGAGGCUAAAUUACUAUGCAAGUGGAGUUAAAUGAAGAAGGGCGCGCCUGCUGGCGUGUUUUUUUAUAUAUAUACUAUAUACAUAUAUAAAUAAAUAUAAGAGUAGUAAACGGUGCUUGACUCUCAUUCUUAAUGCAAAGGUCUGCUCCCGUGAUUUAGGAGGCCGCGCAACCUGAAUUAGUUGAUGAAUUUUCUAUCGAUCCUAAACAAGGCCAGAUUUAUCUCUGACACGGUCGCUGCUGCUGCUGGGUGGCGCCCGAGUCAGGCCACUCAUCCCCACUCCACGUUAUUAGCGUUUUAAAAGCAGCAGUGGUGGAAAAAAAGAGAAGGAAAGAAAGGAAAGAAGAAAAAAAAACUUUGGCAAUCAGCUCCCUACACACACCCAAUAAAUAUAUACACACAGGCACGCGCAGGAGGCGCCACGAGCCUCCUCUGGCGCUUUCUCUCUGCUGUGUAUUCUCUCUCUCUCUCUCUCUCUCUCUCUCUUUAUUUGAAGUUAGAGCCAGACUCUUAAUAAGAGGGAGAGGGAGGACUGACUCUCAUCUGUGCUGCAGCCUGAGUUCACGCGCGGCCUCGAGAGCAGAAUACAACCUGAUUUGUUUUAUUUUUGUUUUUAUUUAUUCCUCAGUGUGUAUGUUUGUUUUGUGUGUUUGAUGCGCGUGGGCAAACAGGCUAUAAAAGGAGAGUUGUGCAUAUGGAGAGAGGGGGGGAGGCAUUGGGGGGAGGUUAUUGUAAGAGUGAAUGCCAACAAACUGAGGCCAUAUGAUAAUGCGCGUGCGGGGGGCUCUGUAUAUGCUUAAUCCCAUUUCCUUAUCCGGGGUUUGUCCCGGAGGCGCGCCCAUUGGCCGGCUGCCGUCACGUGGCUCCUUAACUUUGUUCACUUGACAGAAAAGUAGGAGGGUUCAACGGAACAGGAAUAACCGAAGAGUAAAGGGAUGAGAUAUAAAUUUUAGUUAUAUAUUUUCCGAGUCGGUGCAAUUCCACAAAAAGACUGAAAUUAAUGGCCAUGAGCUCCUAUUUGAUCAACUCCAACUAUGUGGACCCGAAGUUCCCACCGUGCGAGGAGUACUCACAGAGCGACUAUCUGCCCAGCCACUCUCCGGACUAUUACAGCUCUCAGAGGCAGGAGCCUGCCGCUUUCCAGCCGGACUCCGUCUACCACCACCACCACCCACAGCAGCAGCAGCAGCAGCAAGAGCAGCAGCAGCACCGCGCAAAUGCCCCGAACCACCAGCCACAGCACCGAGGCGAGCCGCCCUACACGCCGUGCCAGCGUGCAGCACAGCCCGCCUCGGUUGUGAUGUCCCCUCGGGGUCACGGGCUGCAGACCACCCCAGUCCCGGAGCAGAGUCACCGCUGCGACUCGGUGACACCCAGCCCGCCUCCGCCUCCGUCCUGCGGCCAAACGCCCCAUAGCCAAAGCACUUCUUCGUCCCCCGCGAGCACACGCAACAAGGACCCCGUAGUCUACCCGUGGAUGAAGAAAGUCCAUGUAAACAUCGUCAAUCCAAACUGGACGGGUGGAGAGCCGAAGCGGUCGCGGACGGCCUACACGCGCCAGCAGGUUCUGGAGCUGGAGAAGGAGUUCCACUACAACCGGUACCUGACGCGCAGGCGCAGGGUGGAGAUCGCGCAUACGCUGAGUCUGUCAGAGCGGCAGAUCAAAAUCUGGUUCCAGAACCGGAGGAUGAAAUGGAAGAAGGACCACAAGCUGCCCAACACCAAGGUCCGCUCCGGGACAAACAACAACAACAACAACACAAACUCCCAGGCUAUAACAGGUUCACAAAACCGCUCCGCUGGACCACUAUAGCCCGACACAAUACUAUUUCUUUUUUUUGGCCACUUUUUGUCUCACGUGUGUUUUUCCUAUAUAUCCACUUCUUAAAGUGAACAGUACCGAACCGUCAGCCACGCUUGUAACCACCGGAACUUGCACUUUGGACCGGAAUAACGCUUUCACCCUGGAGGGGAGGGAUGUACAAGGAUGUAUGGAUGGAUGUGUGGAUGUGUGGAUGUGCCCCCUGCAGUGCUCAUGUUACACACUAUAUAAUAAUACGACGUGGCAGGGUGAAGAGGGAGAUUUCCCUCCAUUCACAGAAAAAAAGAACAUAAAAAGUAUUAUAAAGAGAAUGAAAUGAAGAAGGAGACAAAAUGAAAAAAAAUGCUGUCAAGCCGCCAUUCCCUCUGUCUCUCCUCUCUCUGUCUUUUAUACCUCCCUCUCUUCUCUCGGAGGUAGGCAUAAACUUGUGUGUGUUUUUAUGUGUGUGUGGUUCCUGUCCUUCAUUUUUUUCUAUCUGAUACUCUCUUCUUCUUUUUUUGGUGAAGAUGGAUCCUCGUUUUCAUCUUUAAUCAUGCCAAACUCGGCUCUCAUUUGUCAUGUUUACUCUGCGGGUACAAAGCGAGAAAAAAAAAUCAGAGGGGGUGAAACCGCGGCUCUGCCCAUUACCCUCUGCACCCCCCCCCCACACACACACACACACAUACACACAAACACACACUCAUCCUCCUCUCCUUCUCCUCCUCCUCCCACUGCCACCAACACCACUCAAACGCUCACACGCGCGCGCGCAAUAAAUAAUAAAUGGAGCCCUCCUUGCGUCAAAAAGAAGUAUUCACACACACACACGCACUCAUCUGCCCUGUGAUAUCUGCCGUUAUAACUGUAUGUUUGUUUGGUUGUUUCACGCGCCUAUAGAUGUUUUUGUGUAUUAUUAUAAUUAUUUUUGAAAAAUAUCUUCCGUUAGAAUGACGCGCGCGCUCGUGUGUGUGUUGUUGAGGACGGGGGAAAGUGCAGAGAUUUCACGCCACGCACGCACCAAACAGGGUUUUUUAUUAUUAUUAUUAUUUUGAAUGGUUCUAAUUAUUGUUAUGAAGCUGCCUGAAAACAAAAGGACACUUAUCUAUUCAAACCAAAAUCCCAGCACUCACGCGCGCGCGCGCGCACUCACACAGCAUCAGAACGCAGCACUAUACAAUGUAACUACCUAUUACCUCAGCUGUACUUAUACAUAAAUAUAUAUUAUAUUAUUCUAAUUAUUAUUUUUUAUUUUAAUUUCGUAAUCUUAUUUCCUCUCACUCGUUGAAUGAAGUGACAGCUUUUUUCGAGCUUUUAUAUUUUUUUAAAAGAUGGUGUGACGAGUUAUUUUGGUGAUGAUGAUAAUAAUAAUUCUAAUUGUUGUUGCCUGCGAUGCAAAUACAAAGCGCUAUUUCAUUUCUUCUUUGUGAAAGAAACAGUAGUUAUUUAAUUAAAAGUGAGACGGUUCUGAUCAGAAUAGUCAGGAGCCUUUUAUUUCUGCAUGUCCGAAUGUUAAUUUUUUAUUUGUUUUUAUUUUCCAUCUUUCUUUUCUCUGCACAUGAAAUGCGCGCACACUUUUUUCUUUUUUAUGUCUUUCCUCUUUCUUAUUCUGCAAGUGUAAUGUUGUUUUUUUUCUACAUUCCAAAGAUCAAAUGAUGAUGAUGAUGAUGUGUAUGAUAACUAAUAACGGUAUUGUUGAACACGUGUUACCUCCCCUGAUGUAUGUGUGUAAGUUGCUCCUUUCUCUGCCUAUGCCCACUCAGUGUCUAUAUACCUUCGUAUUAUUUGUAAAUAGCCUAUUGAAAUUUAAAUAAAAUGACUAAAAAUGU